CCAGAACAGAAGAAGGGUGGGCGGAGCCUCAGGUGAACAGGUAUAAGAGCCGUUCAGGUGAGAGAAAGAGAGAGAGAGAGACCAGGAGUCUGAGUCUGAACACACUGAACAGGGAAGCCGAGAACAGCUUGUGAAGAUGCUUAAAGGAAUACUCUCAGUGCUCUUGGUCCUGGUGACCUUGUCUUCUGCCAUCGGGAAGCCUGACAAGACCACUCCCAAGAAAGAGAAGAGGAUUCCUCAGACUCUCUCCAGAGGAUGGGGUGAUCAGCUGAUCUGGGCACAGACGUACGAGGAAGCUCUGUUUUGGUCACGAUCCAAGAACAAGCCCCUCAUGGUCAUCUUUCAUCUGGAGGACUGUCCACACAGCCAGGCUCUGAAGAAGGCCUUCGCUGAGGAUAAAGAAAUCCAGAAGCUGGUCGAUGACGAUUUCGUGAUCUUGAACUUGGUGUACGAGACCACAGAUAAGCACUUGUCUCCUGAUGGCCAGUACGUUCCCAGAAUCCUCUUUGUUGAUCCCUCCAUGACUGUUCGUGCAGACAUCACUGGCCGCUAUGCUAACCGCUUGUACGCCUAUGAACCCGCCGAUAUGAAACUCUUGUUGAGCAACAUGCAAAGAUCCUUGAAGUUUCUGAAGACAGAGUUGUGAACACAAAAGCCAAGUCUUUUUAUCCGCCGAGAGGAUAUUACUUCCCUGAGGGUCACUAUUAUUCUGUCAUUUGUUUACUGACGGCAUGAAACGCACUGUAAAAGCCCUGUACAAAAAUACAAUAUGUUCUUUGAGUAGACUGUUAAGGUAAACUUCAGGCUUUCUUUUCAUUUUUUUUUUUUUCAAUAA
This is a messenger RNA of Onychostoma macrolepis, 835 nucleotides long. It is a transcript of the gene agr2, whose product is annotated as anterior gradient 2. Gene Ontology annotation, cellular component: endoplasmic reticulum. The transcript is spliced from 8 exons. The coding region runs from base 137 to 646 and encodes 169 amino acids. The record is from RefSeq and is a predicted model, not a curated record. NCBI's taxonomy places the organism in Eukaryota, Metazoa, Chordata, Actinopteri, Cypriniformes, Cyprinidae.